AUGUCUGCGACGUCCGCUCCAAACGACGAGGACGCGGCGUUUGUUGGCGGCCGUCAUGUUAGUGUCACCACUCUCACCACCAACCCGGGAGGCUCGAAGCUCUCCGAAAAUACCCACAAGACGCUGCACGGGACUCGGGUGGUGCUGAAGCGAACGGCCGUGGUGGUCGUGUACGUGGUUGCCCUUGUGGUGGGCGCGCUGGUGCUGCUGCUCUACGCGGUUGUCGUCCUGCCUCCCAAGAGGGCUCGAAGGCGUUUUUUGGGCACCGGGAAGGAGGACGAGGUUUUGACCAAUGACUGGUGGGGGCUACAUGAUGGGGACGAUGUUGCGGCGAGGGAGAAGAGAAGCCCCAAGAAGCUCAACAUGCGCAAGGACAUCGAGCUACGCACAUGCUACAUCACCACGAGGGAUGGUGUCAAGCUGGCCACGGACGUCUGGAUCCCGCUCAAGGCUCUGGAGAAGAGGAAAACGCUGCCGGUCGUGUUCCAUCAGGCCAGGUACUACCGUUCGGCGACCCUUCGGUGGCCUUUCAAUCUCUUCGUCAACGGCGGCAAGCCAAUCAGCUUCAUCAACGACCCCUUCUUCAAGAGUUUCUUGUCUCAUGACAUGGUUCUCGUCUCUGUUGAUGUCCGCGGAACGGGAGCGUCUUUCGGGACGCACCCGGGACCAUGGAGCCCCGAAGAGCAACAGGAUUCCUUGGAGGUGCUGGACUGGAUCGACCAACAAUCGUGGAGCAACGGAAGGGUGGCGCUUUGGGGCGUCAGCUACGAGGGCACGAGUGCUUUCUUCACAUCGCUGCUCAGGCACCCCAGUGUGGUGUGCUGCUGUCCCAUGUUUUUCUUCUGGGACGUGUACGACGACAUUUCGCACCCGGGGGGGGUUCCGAUGAGGCAUUUUUCGGUGUCAUGGCAGGGUUUUAACGACUCUCUGGACUCCGGCUGGGUGCAGAGCACGGGCUGGAUGGCGAGAAUUUUCCUGGAAGGGGUGACGCCGGUGAAGUCAGAGGAUUCUUGGGGGUACCAGGCCCACCAAGCCAUCAGCCAACACAAAGACAACUGGAGUCUUCUCGAGGACGACCACAUCCGGUACAUGGACGACAGGUCGAGGCAGACCGGCCGCGUGGUCAGGUCUGCCUGCGCCAGCCAAGCCGUGCAAAAUCUCCUCGCCGAGAGGCACGGGUGUUGCGGCCCCGCUCCAGGGCCGUCGUCAAACCCACGCGGUGGUAGUGGCCCUGACUCCGAGGAACCCUCGUGCGCCACCUUGGCAUCACCGCCAAAUUUUGAUGGCAUCACCUCGGCACUGAGCGCGGACUGCUCAUCGGACGAGAAUAGUGAGCGGAAGGCUGAUUCCACGCCCCACGGCAAGCCCGGCAUGGAAGAGAGCGGCUGCGAGGCUAGCGGCGGGGAGAGAACAGUGGCUGGUGGCGGCACCAGUGGCAGUUUUGAAGAGAAGGAGGAAGGGAACGACCAGGAGAAAAACGACGGCGCCACUGGACAAGCACAGAAUGGUGAUGAAAAGAUGGUAGAGGAGACACCGCAGCAGCAGCAGCAGCAGCAGCAGCAGGAAGAAGAAGAGAACUUAGACAAGAUCCUCCCUUUCUACCUUCACGUGUCCGGAUGGCUUGACGCGUCUGCGCACGCCGCGGUAAUGGCCUUCACGACACUCCCUUGUAGAGGCUCGGAGCUUCUGGUUGGACCCUGGAACCAUGGGGGGCACCAGCACGUCCGGCCUCACCACGUCACGACUCUGUCUAAGUUUGACUUCAAGACCGAAGUUUCAGGGUUCCUGGUUCAGCGUCUCUCCCAAGACAACCCUUCGGACUCGGCAAAAGCAUCGGACUCGGCAAAAGCACCCGCGGCCGACCCAGAAGCGCCUCUCGAAAGCAGCACGGCGGCGGAGGCCGGGACAACCACAGCGACGAGAGAUGCCCAAGCUUCUUCUUCUCCCGCCCAUACCACGCCGACGCGCUUAGACGUGCCGUCAUCGUCGUCGCCCACUCCAUCUGUGCCUCUGCUGCAAGACGGCGGCGAUGCCGGUGCCAAUGCCGCCGCUGCUGUUGAUGCUGGGGCGACGGAGGCUGUUGACGCUGCUGCGGAGGGCGGCGGCGGCGCGAGCGUUCUCCUCGAUGAGAGCCAGGAGUCGAAGGCCCUGUGGAGGCGGGCCCGGCCUAGGGUCAGAUACUUCACGCACCAGGAAGAAAGAUGGCACGAUUCCGCCGACUUUCCUUCGGAUCGCGCCGACAGGACCGACGUGUUGCUGUUCCUAGGCGACACGGAACAACACCCGCUCUCCACCAAGCAGACAGUCCCAGGGGGACCCGCAACAAAUGCGCAGAAAGAGGGGGAGGGUGCGGCAACGAUCCACCAUGGCGUUAACGCUGAAGGGGUAGAGGGGGGCGAGGGUAGUGGGGGCUCUGAGCAGACUGGACGUGAGCUGGGGAGCAGCGGAGGCGAGGCUGCGGCGGACGGGAGCGGUGCGGAGGCUAAGCGGGGCGUGAGGGUAAGGCUGUCAUCACGCUUGACAAGCUGGCCAUCCUUCAGGAAACCCAGGCUGACGCUGUCCCAAGGCUCGGGGGCGCGGGAAGAGGAAGCAAGGACCCACGAGCUGGAGGUGGACAUGUUGGAAGACCACGACGGCGAAGGGAUCAGCCGAUGGGCAGCCAUGACCGAGUUCUUGAGCCUCAUCUCCUACCAGAUGGACGGAAUGCGGUCGAACCACUUGCGCUUCACCUCUGCGCCGCUGAGACAGGACAUAGAGGUGACGGGAUACCCGGUGGUGUCGCUGUGGGUGAGCGCUGCGGACGACAUUGCAAAGCUGGACGUUUUCGCGUACCUUCAAGCUGUUAGACCCAGGACGGGACUGUCGAUCUACGUGACGGAGGGGUGUUUCCGAGCGGAACACCGUAAGGAGGCCCUCAGGACAGAACCUGUCGACGUCCGAGCCCUGCCGGGGGUACCUAUCCACAGCUAUCUGCGGUCAGACGCGCAGCCGCUGAGGAAGGGGCAACCAGUGGAGAUAAAGUUCAAGCUCAUGCCCACCUCUUUCAAGUUCCUGAAGGGACAGCGGGUGCGCCUGUCCAUAGGAGGGGCCGACGCCCGCCACUUCCACCCCAUCAUCCCGACUCCUCCUGGAAGCCGCACGGCCUCUAGCGGGGGCGCAGCAGCCGCCAUCCCCGGGCGUAGCACCGCCGCCCCGGGCGGUAGCGCUUCUGCUGCUGUGGGAGGGGCGUCGAGCAGCGUUGCGACGAAGAGGGUGUUGCGGGUGCACACCGGCGGCGCGUUCGCUUCGAGCAUCAGCCUGCCCGUGCCUUGCCGUGGUGGCAACGACAUCGUCGGGGCGGAGCGGGGGUCUCUGCGACCGGGCGGAGAAGAAGGCCUGCUGGCGACGGCGCGGGCCAGCAACGCAGUGGGCGCAACUCCAACAUUACCGGGGCGGGCACGCAGCCUGUCCUCCAUCCCUAGGCGCCUGCCUUCUAUCAGCGGCGACAGCUUGUUGGCGGAGGAGGAAGAGGGGGGCGACGUGGUCCGCAGGCAUCGCAGCGAGGGGCGGUUGCAAGACUUUCUGGGCGGCUUUGCUCCGGGGGCGGAGAGGCCGGGAGGGUUAGGCUUGUUCGAAGCGUGAAGGGCGGCCUAGAUGGGCAGGUGGUACACAAGUCCGCGAGGUUUCUUAGAGUAGAUUGCCCUGCUCACGCAGGGCUGCCUCCAACCCGAGGUCCGCUUUCCUUUGAACGUGCGUGCGUGGUUGGUUACGACCAAGUGUUGUCCAAGUAAAACGCCACGAGACUUGCGUUACGCGAACAGCCGGCGCGCGGCUUUUUUUUUGCCGAAGCUUUUUCGCCGAAACUAAAUACUUGCGGAAUCGUCGAGACUCUAGUGGUGAUCGUGCUUCACAACACUUACAUGCACGCAAGGUUUUUAGGAAAAAUGCAAAAAGCACAGAGAAAGACUAGUUGCACGUCCGAGAUAUAUAUGUAGUAG
Messenger RNA from Ectocarpus siliculosus, 3977 nucleotides. Lineage: Eukaryota; Phaeophyceae; Ectocarpales; Ectocarpaceae. The record is from the annotation of a GenBank genome assembly.